Messenger RNA from Chlorella variabilis, 1686 nucleotides. RefSeq lists its product as hypothetical. Gene Ontology annotation, molecular function: protein binding. NCBI's taxonomy places the organism in Eukaryota, Viridiplantae, Chlorophyta, Trebouxiophyceae, Chlorellales, Chlorellaceae. The record is from RefSeq and is a predicted model, not a curated record. The transcript is spliced from 11 exons. Gene Ontology annotation, biological process: rRNA processing. Gene Ontology annotation, cellular component: nucleus. The coding region runs from base 1 to 1686 and encodes 561 amino acids.
AUGAUUAGCGCGCUGGCCUGGAUUCCCAGAGGCGCCGCCAAAGCGGUGCCCGAGAUGGCUGAGCUCUCCGAGGCCGAGUUGGAGGCCAUGAAGGCAGCGGCAGCAGAGGAGGGCGAGGAGCAGCACGAGGAGGGAUCGGACACCUCUGCCGACGAGGAGGACGAGGAGGAGGGCGAGGAGGCGGCUGCCAGCGGGAGUGACAUGGAGGAUGAGGAUGAGGCCGCUGAGGUCGCGAGGGCGCGCGCGGUGGCCGCGUCCAUGCGCAGGAGCCGGCCAGAGGGCGGCGCCGGCGGCGGCGCGGGGGGCGGCGACUACCUGGCAGCUGCCAUGGCUGAGCUGGACAUGGAACACUACGACGACGACAGCGGCGGGGAGGGGGCCGGCGCCGUGGGACGCAUCCUCGGCAGCGGCAACCCCGGCAUGUCAUACCACCGCGACCCGGCAGCCGACCCGUUCCUGCGCUCCGCCGCCGGCGCCGGCGGCAGCGACAGCGACAGCGACGACGACAGCGAGGCCGACGCGUUCCGCCUGCGGGACGACGACCUGCUGGUGCUGGCUGCCAGGAACGAGGAUGACGUGUCUCACUUGGAGGUGUGGGUGUAUGAGGAUGCCGAUGAGCGCGGGCCCGCCAACCUCUUUGUGCAUCACUCCCUCAUGCUGCCCGCCUUCCCGCUCUGCGUGGCCUGGCUUGACUGCGACCCGAGCGGCAGGCGCGAGCGCGCCAACAUCGCGGCGGUGGGCUCCUUUGAGCCAGGCAUUGAGCUGUGGGAUAUGGACGUGGUGGAUGCUGUGGAGCCUCUGGCCACCCUGGGCGGCGCAGACUAUGCGGCGGCGCGGGCGGCGGCCGGCGCGGCCGACCCGGGCGGCGGCGAGGCCAAGGCGGGCGCCUCCGGCGCCGACGGCAAGAAGAAGAAGAAGAAAAAGAAGAAGAAGGGGGCGGCGCCGGAGGUGCCCGUGCGGCCGGGGAGCCACGGCGACGCGGUGCUGGGGCUGGCCUGGAACCAGGCGGUACGCAACGUGCUGGCCUCCGCCUCGGCGGACAGGACGGUCAAGGUAUGGGAUGUGUCUCGCCAGGCGUGCCAGCACACGCUGGGCCACCACGCGGGCAAGGUGCAGGCGGUGGCGUGGAACCCGGCAGAGCCUCCCGUGCUGCUCAGCGGCGGCUUCGACAAGCGCGCCUGCCUGGUGGACGUGCGCAUGCCUGACGGCGGCGUCGUGCCCACGUGGCAGGUCAGCGCUGACGUGGAGGCACUGGCGUGGGACCCGCACCACCCUACCCAGUUUGUGGUCAGCGGGGAGGAUGGGGUGGUGGCCAUGUACGACACGCGGCAGGGCGCCGCCAGCGCGCCGCUGUACCGCCUGAGCGCCCACGACAAGCCCACCUGUGCGCUCAGCUUCUGCCCCGCGGUACCGGGCCUGCUGGCCACCUCCUCAACCGACAAGAAGGUCAAGGUGUGGAGCAUGGCAGACAACAAACCCACGAUGCUGGCAAGCCAGAACCUGCAAGUAGGGGCUGUCUUCUCAAUGUCCUUCUGCGGCGACUCGCCGCUGGUGCUGGCAGCGGGCGGCGCCAAGGGAACUGUGUCUGUGUGGGACCUUUGGUCUGCAGGCGGGGUCAGCGCCUAUGUGCAGCAGCACGCGCCCGCGGUGGCGGAAGCGCGCGGCGGCGGCGGCGCGGCAGAGUAG